Zea mays is the source of this 1277-nucleotide messenger RNA. RefSeq names its product GDSL esterase/lipase At1g28600. Gene Ontology annotation, molecular function: hydrolase activity, acting on ester bonds. Lineage: Eukaryota; Viridiplantae; Streptophyta; Magnoliopsida; Poales; Poaceae. The record is from RefSeq and is a predicted model, not a curated record. The coding region runs from base 32 to 1132 and encodes 366 amino acids. The transcript has 4 exons.
AGAGCGACAGAAGUACCAGUCCUGUUCAGAGAUGAUGGGUUUCAGCUGCCAACACCGUUCCGCCUCCCUGCGCAUCUUCCUCGUCUCCGUCGUCCUCCUGCUCACCGCUCCUGCGGGGCGUUGCCAUUGCUACAAGCGCAUCUUCAGCUUCGGCGACUCUAUCAUCGACACGGGCAACUUCGCGCGCAGCGGCCCGAUAAUGGAGUACCCAUUUGGCAUGACCUACUUCCACCACCCUACCGGCCGCAUCAGCGACGGCCGUGUCCUCGUCGAUUUCUACGCUCAAGCGCUCCAGCUGCCGCUGAUACCACCAAAUCUGCCGGAGAAGGACACGGGGCUAUUCCCGACAGGCGCAAACUUCGCUGUGUAUGGCUCCACGGCGAUGCCCCCGGAGUACUACCGCAGGUGGAACCACGACGUGCGGGCCUGUUACCUGGGCGUGCAGAUGGGAUGGUUCAAACAAAUGCUGCAACGAAUUGCUCCCUGGGAUGGCGCCAAGAGGCAGAUCCUGAGCGAGUCUCUCAUCGUGCUGGGCGAGAUCGGCGGCAACGACUACAACUUUUGGUUCGCUGCCCGUAGGCCCCGCGAGCAAGCCGGCCAGUUCAUCCCAGACAUCGUCGCGACCAUUGGCUCUGCUGCCCAGGAGCUCAUCGGCAUGGGCGCGAAGGCGAUCCUGAUCCCGAACAACUUCCCUAUCGGCUGCGUACCGACAUACCUGAGCGGGUACAGGAGCGGCAACCGCGCGGACUACGACGAGCACGGGUGCCUCCGGUGGUUCAACGACUUCUCCCAGAGGCACAACCGGGCGCUGCGCGGCGAGGUCGACCGGCUCAGGGCGCAGCACCCCGGCGUGAAGCUCAUCUACGCCGACUACUACGGUGCCGCCAUGGAGUUCGUCAAGGACCCGCACAGGUUCGGCAUCGGUGACCCCCUCACGGCGUGCUGCGGUGGCGAUGACCAGCCGUACCACAUCAACAGGCCGUGCAACAGAGCGGCCAGGCUCUGGGGCAAACCGAGCGGCUUCGCCAGCUGGGACGGCAUGCACAUGACUGAGAAGGCGUACCAAGUCAUCUCCCAUGGGGUGCUCAACGGGCCGUUCGCCGACCCGCCAUUUGCUAAAUGGAGCUGCUAGCUGUUAGUUUUGGUGGUAACGGUGAAAGGGGAUUGGUUUGUUCUCUUAGCUGAGAGCUCACAGCAUCUUCAAUAGACUUUUUUUAAAUUCAUCGCUCUCUAAAUCAUCAUGUAAAGAAUCAUUUAAAUAAAAAUUACUUUCUAUA